This is a messenger RNA of Telopea speciosissima, 3913 nucleotides long. RefSeq lists its product as uncharacterized. Gene Ontology annotation, molecular function: ATP binding; ATP hydrolysis activity. The record is from RefSeq and is a predicted model, not a curated record. NCBI's taxonomy places the organism in Eukaryota, Viridiplantae, Streptophyta, Magnoliopsida, Proteales, Proteaceae. The transcript has 11 exons. The coding region runs from base 1 to 3777 and encodes 1258 amino acids.
AUGCCGAACUUCACCUCCAUUCCUUCGACGUCCGAAGUCCUAUCUGUGUAUGCCUCUGUGGCUACCUCCACGAUGCUUAUCCGCACAAUGGCAAACCAAUUCAUACCCCACCAGUUCCAAAACUAUAUUUUCUCCCGCUUACAAAACAUCUUUACCUAUUUCAUCUCCUCCACUCGGUUGCUCACCAUCGUUAUCGAUGAAUUCACUGAUCUCGACCGAAACCAAAUCUUUGAAGCAUCCGAGAUCUACCUACGCUCUAAGCUCACUACCUAUUCUUCUUCCAUGAACAGAAUCAAAGCAACCAAAACUCCAAGAGACAAGAAACUCUUGCUAAGACUUGAGAAGGAUCAAGAGAUCAUCGAUUUCUUCCAUGGAAUUCAACUCAAAUGGAAGCUCGUUUAUCACGAAGACAAGAAAUCUUCUGAUGACGACGAUGAUUGCCGAUGGUUUGAGCUAAUUUUCGACAAGAAACACAAAGGCAUUAUUUUGGAUUCUUACUUGCCUCACAUUGUGGAGGAAUCAAAGGCUUUGAAAGAAGAGAACAAGGUUUUGAGACUCCAUAAUCGUGGCCAGUCCAUAAACCUUGAACAUCCUACGACAUUCGAUAAAUUGGCAAUGGAUCCAGAGCUCAAGAGAGUAUUGAUCGAGGAUUUAGAUAGGUUUGUAAAGAGAAGAGAGUUUUAUAGAAGAGUUGGGAAGGCUUGGAAAAGAGGGUAUCUAUUAUAUGGUCCUCCAGGAACUGGGAAAUCGAGCUUGAUAGCUGCCAUGGCCAAUUACCUCAAGUUUGAUAUCUAUGAUGUAGAGCUCACAAGUCUUCGUAGUAACUCAGACCUUAGGAGUUUGAUGCUUAAGACAGCAAAUCGAUCGAUACUUGUGAUCGAGGAUAUUGAUUGCAGUAUUGAGAUGGAGGAUCGUGGAAAUAAAGGAGCUACUUCAUCGAACCAGUUGACACUCUCUGGACUUCUCAACUUCAUCGAUGGACUGUGGUCGAGUUGUGGAGAUGAGAGGAUCAUUGUGUUCACAACCAAUUACAAGGACCGACUUGACCCUGCUCUGCUACGACCUGGCCGUAUGGAUAUGCACAUUCACAUGUCCUAUUGUACACCAUCGGGUUUCAAGCUCCUCGCUUCCAAUUACCUUGGCAUCUGUGAUCAUCCACUCUUUGAGGAGAUCGAACGGUUGAUAGAGAAAGCGAAGGUAACCCCUGCAGAAGUGGCCGAGGAGCUGAUGAAAAGUGAUGACGUGGAAGUCACCCUCAAUGGUCUGAUUAAUUUCAUCCAUAGGAAGAAGAAUACGGAACAAGAUCGAGUCAAACCACGGUUAAAAGUCAUUGAUGAUGGAGAAAGAGUUGAUGGCAAUGAGGUCCUCGCCGAGCUACGGAAUAUCGUAAGCCCGAGCCGAGAGUUCUCCAAACUAUCCCCUAUUGUGGACCUUUUGGGCUCGGAUUUGGAUGAGCCCAGGAUGGUGAAUCCUCAGCCCUCUGGUAAUGCCCAGGUUUCGCUAUCACACCAGUCUACCCAUUCGGCUCAGCCAACCCCUGAGGACCGCGAGAGGGAUGCUAGCUUAUCAUCUGAUGAGGACGAGUCUUCAGAAGAUGUAGAGGGGUUGACAGGAUCGUCUGCCAAGGGCCCCAACCCCGUCGAAGGUAGUGUCGGAGCUAUGGAGAGUAUAGUCUCCGAUUCUGAGCUGGAGGAGCUUCUGGUUAGCUAUGGGAUUUCGGAUACCAUUCGGCUUCGAGCUCCAAGGCCUCGGGAAAUGGCAUGUUUUAUCCGCGCUGAUAAGGUGGCCCUCUAUGAGAUAGCCUUCAAGUAUGGUUUCUGUUUCCCGGUCCUUCGUCUGGUGGAUGAGAUCUUGGAUCACUGGCACUUGUCGUCGAGCAAGCUGACUUUGAAUGCGUGGCUGCUUGACGCGGCUCGGAUGAAGGCCGAGCUCAUGGAGGAGAAUAAGAAGAAAGCGGCGGAGAAGGCCAAGCGCAAGACCUCGGCCAACAAGCCGAAGGGCAAUUUAGUGGGCCUGAGCCAAAAGGAUGUGGUGAUCGGCAUUGAGGCCAACCUCCCCAAGGCCUCGUUGUUCCCUGGGGACAAGACAUUGCAGUCCGAGGCCCACGCUCAGGAGUGGUUGGGCGUGGCUCGGCAUUCGGUCAAUUGGACUUUCCUCACCGACCUGAGCAACGCUAAGCUAUCAGGUUCGCUGUUCCAGGUCAUGGCCAUUGAUUUCUCUAAGGCCACCGAGGUUGCUUUCCAUUUUUCCCAGCGAUCUGUGGACAACACCUUGCUGGAGGAGUUGGCCGAGAAGGUCGGAGAGGCUACCAAGAAGGCCAUUCGGGAGCACCAGGAGGAGGGGAAGAGGAAGAAAGCCGAGUCUGCCCUGGAGGCGGCAAGGGCCGAGCUGAAGACCCUGAAGGAGAGCUAUCUACAGUCGGAGGACUUUCAGGAGGUGCUCCAUCAGCUAAGCAAGCCUACCUAUGCCUCAGGGUUCAGCGACAACCGGGCUAAGGUGCUGAAUGAGCUACGGGAGUUGCAUCCUAACUUGGAUCUCUCACAGUUUAAUGAGGACGCCGCCACCGUGGUCGAGACCACUGAGGCCAAGGACGGGGUCGAGGUGGAGAAAACCUUGCAUCCUUCGAAGAACAAUACAACCAUUAGUGUUCAACUGACUCAUUGGGCAAAUGGCACAUGCGUGCCAAAUCCCCUAUUGAAACUAGAUGCUCAGUCUGAUAAAACUGAGCGUGGAACUGAUCCUCCAUCUCACGCCAAGUUUGGAUCGAAUCGCCUGGGCAAGUUGAUGUACCAGCCAAACAUGAUGGAUUUUACCACCAUUCCUUCAACAUCAAAGGUUCUAUCUGUUUAUGCCUCUGUGACCACCGCUAUAAUGCUUAUUCGCACAAUGGCAAACCAACUCAUACCCCACCAGUACCAAGCCUACAUUUUCUCCCGCUUGCAAAACAUCUUCGCCCAUCUCAUCACCUCCCCUCGGACACCCAUGACCUUCAUUGUCGAUGAAUAUACCGGUCUCCACCGCAACCAAGUCUUCGAUGCCUCGGAGAUCUACCUACGCUCCAAGCUCAUCCUGCCCGACUCUUCCUCCAUGGACAGAGUCAAAGUAGCCAAAACUCCAAGAGACAAGAAUAUUUUGCUAGGGUUUGAGAAGGAUCAAGAAAUCAUCGAUUUCUUCCAUGAGAUUCAACUCAAAUGGAAGCUUGUGUAUCAAGAAGACAAGAACUCAUCUUCUCCGGUUCACUUCAAUGGCAAGGAAAGCCGAUCGUUUGAACUGAUUUUCGACAAGAAACACAAAGGCACUGUGUUGGGUUCUUACUUGCCUCAUGUUGUGGAGGAAUCAAAGGCUUUGAAAGAAGAAAACAAGGUUUUGAAACUCUAUAAUCGUGGCCAAUCCGUCAAUCUUGAACAUCCAGCAACGUUCGAUAAAUUGGCAAUGGAUCUAGAGCUAAAGAGGGGUUUGAUCGAGGAUUUGGAUAGAUUUGUAAAGAGAAAGGAGUUUUAUAAAAGAGUUGGGAAGGCUUGGAAAAGAGGGUAUCUAUUAUAUGGUCCUCCAGGGACUGGGAAAUCCAGCUUGAUAGCUGCCAUGGCUAAUUACCUAAAUUUUGACAUCUAUGAUUUAGAGCUCGCAGGUCUUCGUAGUAACUCAGAGCUCAGGGGGUUGUUGGUUUCGACCACAAAUCGAUCAAUACUUGUGAUAGAGGAUAUUGAUUGCAGUAUUGAGACGGAGGAUCGUGGAAAUAGAGGAGGUAGAUCGUCCGAUGACCAGGUCAGUUGUUGACACUCUCUGGACUUCUCAACUUCAUCGAUGGACUGUGGUCGAGUUGUGGAGAUGAGAGGAUCAUUGUGUUCACAACCAAUUACAAGGACCGACUUGACCCUGCUUUGCUACGACCUGGCCGUAUGGAUAUGCACAU